Messenger RNA from Zootermopsis nevadensis, 1905 nucleotides. Its product is annotated as cytochrome P450 6j1-like. The record is from RefSeq and is a predicted model, not a curated record. Lineage: Eukaryota; Metazoa; Arthropoda; Insecta; Blattodea; Termopsidae. Gene Ontology annotation, molecular function: iron ion binding; monooxygenase activity; oxidoreductase activity, acting on paired donors, with incorporation or reduction of molecular oxygen.
GUUACGUUCGUACUUCAGAUUCUCCAAGCGUCUGGUUACAGAACACAGACAUUCGCAGGAUUGCAAGAGAGAAACUGUUACAGAAAGAAUCCGACUUAAAGCAAUCUGCAAGAAAAGAAAAUUGGAGUACAAAAUAAAUCGUUGGUAUAAUAAAAUUCGAAUAAUUCAACGUGUAAUACGAUUCUGAAGAUAUUCAUGUGUUUGUCAUUUAAGAUUCUAAUCUGAUUACGAAAUAAAUAAUCUUGAGAACAAAAUCCACGCAUCAUCUUAAGAAUGGCGCUGCUGAUUCAGGAGCUAAUACUUUGUCUGAUAUUCAUCUUCGCCCUCUUCUUUAUUGUAUUGUACCUUUACUUCACACGAAACUUCAACUUCUGGAAAGAACUCGGCGUCCCUUAUGUAAAACCCGUGCCAUUUGUUGGCAAUCUAAAGGAAUUGGUGUUCCUGAAAAUAGGAAUAGGGCCUUAUCUUGAAAACCUCUACAAGGACCACAAAGACAAACCCUACGUGGGCAUAUUCGCAUUCGAUCAGCCGAGUUUGGUGAUCCGUGAUCUGGAAAUAGUGAAGAACAUUCUGGUGAAGGAUGCACAGAACUUCAUCGAUCGCAAAACCGCUUUUAACGAAAGAUUGGACCCCUUUUUUGGGAAAACCAUGUUUACGUUGAAGGGACAACGCUGGCGCCAUAUUAGGGUAAACUUAACUCCUGUGUUCACAUCGGGUAAGAUGAAGAUGAUGUUCUACUUGGUGAAGAACUGCGCCAAAGAACUGGCUCAAUACCUGGACAGGGAAACGGCAGAAGGGCCCGUCGUGGAGGUGAAGGAAGCGAUGGGUAGGUUCACCACCGAUGUAAUUACGUCGUGCGCCUUCGGUAUCGACAGCAACUCACUGAAGAAUCCUGAAGCAGAAUUCAGGCGUUACCUGAGGAAUAUAUUCGGCCCUUCCGUUCGACAGGAAAUCGUGUCACUGAUGGCAUUCUUUGCACCUCAUUUCCAGAAUUUUAUCAGGCUGAAGUUUUUGGAUGACAAUACGUCUAAUUUCAUUAGACGAACGGUGUGGAGGACUGUGGAGUAUAGGGAGAAAAAUGAGAUAUCCCGCAAAGACUUCUUGAAUUGCAUGAUCGAAUUGAGAAAUAAAGGAAAAGAACGCACCGAAGAGAACAAGCAACCCGCAGACAGCUCGAAGAACAAUCCCAAGUUCAAAAUAGACGGCGAUGAUUUUGUGGCUCAAGCUUUCGCCUUUUUAGCCGCGGGUUUCGAAACGACCGCCACAACAAUGACCUUCGCACUUUAUGAGCUGGCAUUCCAUCAGGACGAACAACAAAAACUUCGGACGGAGAUCACGCAGGUGCUGAGCAAACACCAGGGCGAACUGACGUACGACGCGCUGCAGGAGAUGCUCUACCUCGACAUGGUGGUCUCAGAGACACUACGGAAGUAUCCCAUACUUCCAUUUCUGGACCGAAAGUGUGUCUGUGACUACAAGCUUCCCGACCCGUCAGGAAAGGGGACGGUGGUUCUACCAGCUGGGACUGGAGUUUAUAUUCCGAUAAUAGCUAUCCACAAUGACCCUAAGUACUUCUCAGAACCGGAAAAAUUCGACCCAGAACGAUUCACAGAGGAAACGAAGAAGAGUAGACCGAACUACACGUAUUUUCCCUUUGGAGAGGGGCCUAGAAUAUGUAUCGGAAUGCGAUUUGGAUUAAUGCAGGUCAAGACAGGACUUGCUCAAAUCCUGUCACGCUACGAGAUUUCUCCCUGCAAGGACACUCCUCUCUCCAUUGCCUUUGACCCGAAGACCUUUUUGUUGUGCGCAGUAGGCGACAUACCACUGUCUUUCAACAGACACAAGGCAUAAGUCACAUUCCAGUGAUCAUGUACGCAUUCGGCAAUAAAGUACAAAACACAAGAA